AUGCGCCACUUGCCUGCCACUGUCACGCUGGUAAUUCGCAGCUGCAGUGUCUCCGAAUCCACUGCCGCUUCGACACCGCUUGCGGGCAGGUACAGCUUCCAACCCGGCGACGCCGUGCCCAACCAACCGGAGAAAAGCUUCCCCGCGGUGAACACCGCGGAGGGUUGCGAGUGGAGCUCGGAUGGGUCUCUCUUGGGUCUUGUCGACCCUGCUGGCGCCGUCACCGUGUACAGCGCCGCUCAGGGCUACGAGCCCGUGUGCCAGGUGCCCCCCCUGGUGGGCGGCCCGGUGAGGAAUUUUUACUUUUCCCCUUUGGGCACGCACCUCGUGACCUACGAGCGCUGGGUCAAGGACGCCGGUGACAAUGUGGGCGUCUGGGACGCGAAGACAGGCGAGAAGCGCUUCUCGUUCAUUCUCAAGAACAUGACCGGGAUGACCUGGCCACCUCUGAAAUGGACAAGUCUGGAGACGCACUGCUGCCGAAUGGUGCAGGACGGCGUCCAGAUCUUGCCAGGCUCCUGCGAGCGGUCGGAGGUCACGCGCAUAGACGCGCCGGGGAUCAUGGCAUUCGAGGUCUCACCGCGUGGAUCCGGUCCCCAAGGUAGCGGAUCUCCCCAUGUGGCGCUUGUCGUGGCCGAGACGAAGGGCCAGCCCGCCAGAUGCCAGGUUUACAAGCUGGAUGAUCCCAGCAGAGCAACGGCCACGAAGAACUUCUUCAAGGCCAAAACGGUCACCAUGAAGUGGAACAACGUUGGCACGGCAGUACUUGUGAAAUCCGCCAUGGAGGUCGAUGACACUGGGAAAAGCUACUACGGCGGUGCGAAUCUCUACUUUCUGCGUGCAGACGGCGAAGAGUCGGCCCUUGUAGCGUCCGCUGACGGUGGUCCGAUCCACGAUGCGCAGUGGAGCCCAACUCAGGACGAGUUCAUCCUUCUGCAUGGAGAGCUUCCAUGCCCGGCUGGGCUCUACGAAGGCCGCAAGGGUAACAAGCGCGUGGACUUUGGCAGUGGUCAUCGCAAUACCAUCAGGUGGAACCCUUUCGGCCGCUUCUUCGUUCUCGGUGGUUAUGGGCAAUUGCUUGGAGACACCGACUUCUGGGACAAGCCUGGGAAGCAGCUGAUGGCCAGCCGGCGGAUGGAGUGUUGUGUGGUAUGUGGCUGGGCCCCAGAUGGCCGCCACUUCCUCACCGCCACUACAGCACCAAGGAUGCGCGUGGACAACAAGAUUGAGCUCUUCGACUACCUUGGUGCCCCACUCGGCAAGCUGGAGUUCGACGAGCUGCUCCUUGCAGGCUGGCGGCCACGACCGCGAGGAGCCUUCCAGGACCGGGCACCCAGUCCGGGCCGAAGUGCCCCGGCCUCUCAGGCCAAGGCAGCGGCGAAACCAAAGGCAGCCCAAGCCUACAGACCGCCCGGCGCUCGGGCUGGUGGCGGCCUUGCCGACCUUCUGCGAAAGGAGCUGGGCUCCACGUCGGCCGGCGCAGCCACAACUGCCACAAAGGUGGGUGCUCCGACGGCUGCACCAAUCUCCUUGCCUCCUGGAGCCUCUGCGGAGGACUUCCAAAAGGGUAACCAAGGAGGCACUGGCAGCGGGAGCAGCCGCAACGCAAGGAAGAAGAAGGCGAAAGAGGCUGCCGCCCAGGCAGCACCCGAGCCCGAUGUGGAGAAGUUCGUGCCACCUCCACGGACAGGCGACGCAAAGCCGGCGCCAUCAGCGGGCACGGCGGCGGAGUCCCAGGAAGCCGUCGGAGGUGACGAGGUGGAGAAGAAGGUCCGCGCGCUGAGGAAGAAGCUGCGGGACAUCGAGAAGCUAAAGGAGAAAGUUGCCACUGGAGCUCCCAUAGACCCGCUGCAGAAGCAGAAGAUCGACGGAGAGGCCGAACUCAUCCAGCAGAAUGUGGCCUCGACCAAGAACAAAGUUGUUCGUCAUGUCAAGCAAGCUUGCGAGCGUGCGGUUUCCAAAGCCAAGAUCAUCCGCAGCCGGUCUCGGCUACAGCACCUGGACCUCAGGCACAACCGCAUUGGUGACGUUGGCAGCAAGCGCCUGUCCAAAGCCAUCAAGGGCCAUCAUUCGUUGGUGCAGCUGGAUCUGCAGGACAAUGCCGUGGCAAUUGCUGGUGCAGAGAGCUUGUUUGCUGCCUGCGGGAAGAGGCUCGAAUUGAACAUGCAGAACAACCCCGUGCCUCCGGAGAAGAUCACCCAGCUUGGGGCAUCCUUGAAGGAGGCGAGGGAAAAGCUCCACCUCACGGCUUUCGGUGGUGGAACUCCAGGUUCUGCGAAGGGGACUUUGCGGCCGCCGCGGUCUCGCGAGGGCCGGGAGGGCGGUGGGAGGAGCCCGGCGAGGAGCCCAGCGCUGAGCGCCGCGCGGAGCCCAGCGCUGAGCACUGCUCAGAGCCCAGCGAGGAGCAGGGCUUCCUCGUUCUUGCCGGGGAUAUCGAAAGAGGAGAUUGGCUGA
This is a messenger RNA of Symbiodinium necroappetens, 2454 nucleotides long. The record is from the annotation of a GenBank genome assembly. Lineage: Eukaryota; Dinophyceae; Suessiales; Symbiodiniaceae.